This is a messenger RNA of Exophiala xenobiotica, 3428 nucleotides long. RefSeq lists its product as uncharacterized. Gene Ontology annotation, molecular function: zinc ion binding; DNA-binding transcription factor activity, RNA polymerase II-specific. The record is from RefSeq and is a predicted model, not a curated record. Gene Ontology annotation, biological process: regulation of DNA-templated transcription. The transcript has 2 exons. Lineage: Eukaryota; Fungi; Ascomycota; Eurotiomycetes; Chaetothyriales; Herpotrichiellaceae. The coding region runs from base 222 to 2405 and encodes 727 amino acids.
CUCUGGUGACAGACUUAUUCAUAACUCACAGAAACCACCCGUCCAUGUCCACAAUGCUCGUGCUAUCAGGAUUUGUCUUACGAACCACAUCUCACACUUCCCGAGCAGACCUCUCUUAGCUAAGGUCGAUGCAUCUUUGGCAACAAAUUGAGUGUCCCGACAAACGCCAUUAACAUGUAACCUGUUUGACAGCCCUCGUGUCCAUCACUGACGGCUGAACAAUGACUCAACACUGCAGUCCACCAUUGGACCUGGUUCAAACUCCUCCCAGGACCCGCAGGGUGAAGACAGGAUGUAGAACAUGCAAAAUUCGCAAAGUGAAAUGCGAUGAGGCAUGGCCAUCGUGCCGGAAAUGCUUGUCGACAGGCAGAGUGUGCGAAGGAUACAGCGUCUGGGGCGGUGGGAAUAAACCCGUCAUCCAAAGCCGCUCAAGGGGGCAGCACCAGGCUCCUACAUCUUCAUCUUCAUCUUCAUCUUCGAAUCCCAAGAUUGCAAUCCCGCCUGUCAAACCCCUCACACGGGGCACAUUGGCCUUCAUCGAAGAUGCAAACGCAGCAACAGCCUUGCGUCGCUUCCCCCUCCAUGUCCUGCCCGCCGAUCAGCAUGCCUACAUGGAGUGGUUCGUCCAAAGAACUGCGCAAAAGCUCCCUGGUGCUUUCGACCCACCUUUUUGGAGGACUCUCCUUCCACAGGCAAGCCGCUCCGAGCCAGCCGUGUUGCACGCCGUGCUCACACUGGGUUCAAUCCACAAGAGAGCAGUGCUUGGUGUCGGCCCCUGUAGCGAACUGAGCACGACCGACGCGGCCGGAUUGUUCACCUUACAGCAAUACACUCUUGCCACAGGUGACCUCCGCUGUCGCAUUGAGAAGAAGAGCAAGACUUCGGUCAGAGUAGCCCUGAUCACCUGCGCAGUCUUCGUCCAGCUCGAGUAUUUGCGGGGAUGCUACAAAAUUGCACUCACCCAUCUUCGACAUGGUCUCACCUUGCUUGAGGAGUGUCUCAGCGACAAUGAUGAUGAGCAGCAGCGUACCGGCGGUGGCUGGGGCUGCCGCGGGCGCGGGCGCCGCGAUAAUACCACCGAAACCGACGAGGCGAUCUUACACACCUUCAUGUCGCUGUUGAUCCAGGCAAGACUCCUCGGACAAGAAGACGUCUGCCACACUCGUCUCCUCCAUUUGAUAAUCAACAGCGUCUUCGAGCCCAUUGGUGCACAGUUCCAGUCCCUCAUGGAUGCCAGGAAAUCCCUAGAGCAUAUUCUCCUCGAGAUAUUCAGCUUCAUGGACGAAACGAGAUCUGCUACGAGUGGUCUUGCUGGACGAUCAAGAUCAGGCUCUGACGCAGACCCAGUCCCAGUCCACUGUGGCCACCCACCUCUUUCGGACCUCGAGCUCUACCGAAUCGCAUCCAUUCAAGAGAAUCUGGAUCUGUGGCUAAAAGCUCACGAAACAACCACGACGAGUCCUCGGCACAAGUUCUCCGCCCUGGACAGAUUUGCCUUGAAACUGCUGCAAGUCUAUCACACCAUGGCUUGCGCCAUGCUUGAAGACUGUCUUUGCUUUCCUUGUCCGCCUGUCAGCAGCAGUACCACCAUCAUCACCACCAUCUCACCUCCACUGCACUCUUCCUCUUCUACAAGCUCCCCCUCUCCUCCAUCAAGCGCCACCCUUUCCACAUUAUCAUCAUCGUCGUCGUCAUCGUCAUUUGCAUUCCACAACCGCUCCAGCCAAGGACAUACCCCUCCCCAAUCCGGCUCUUGCUCUUCAUGCACAGCGACCAGCACCAGCAAGACACGCACCACCAGCACUGAUACCGAACGACCCCCGGACCGACCGGACCUCUUCAAAUCCAUUCUCUCUCAAUCCACCUGGCUCUACAACGUCGUCUCGGACCCUUUGUCUCAUUUACCCGUGUUGCACCCGCUCUCCAUCAACGAAUCCGCCGCGUCCUCCAUCGCCGACAUCGGCUUGUUGCCGCCUCUUUUCUACACGGCAAUCCACGCUCGGGAAUUCAGCACCCGCGCCGAGGCCGUCAGGAUGCUGCCCCUCAGGCCGCACAGAGAGGGCAUCUGGGAAUCCCGUACGGCUGCUACCCUGGCCGGAAAGAUCCUCGAUCUCGAGCGAGAGCAGGCGGUGAGCCUGCGAGUGAGACGCCAAAACAACAAAAUCGGGCUCACCAGGCAAAACAACCAGCCCCUCGCCGCAAAUGUAGAUACAGGUACAGAUACAGAUAUAGUCCCCGCUCAAUGCAGACUGAGAGACCUGCAGAUUGAAUUACCUGCGGAAUCGGACGGUAAGUUGGUGGUAACCUACAGGAUGCGAGACGAGCACAUGGCACUGGGACGCUGGACCAAAGGCCGGAGCAUCCAUGAUUUGAAAACGGGCCUCUGGACCGAUGAAUGGCGCUGAUGCGGAAUGCAAAUGAAAAGGAGCUUGAGCGAAACCAAAUGAACGUGGAGCCGAACAAAAGCAGAGAGUUAUAGUGAUGUUCAUUCUAUUCUCCAUGGUCUUUGGACCGAACGCGCUGAUGCGAGGCACGAGGGUAUUAAAGAUAACACGACCUGCCACCCUUACCCUGCCUUGCCUACAAUAUAACCACAAACCAAAUGCAAGAAUGCAAUCACAAGUCCUUGACCUUCGCCUUACCCUUGACCACCUUAUCUGGCUUGGGCUCGGAAAAAUUAUGCAACCGCUCACCAAUUAGGUAGACUUCAUCCCGGAUCCUCGCCCUCCAGCUCGCAACCUGUUGUUUGACGCCCAGCAUGCCGAGCCAGGUGACCAACAAACCCAAGGCACUGGGGUAUGCGAAGCGAUAUAGACGUAUCUUCACCUCCUGGUCUUGGAUGCCGGCAAUCAUGAUGAUGGCCUUUGCGUAAAAGAGAGGGCCGCCGAGGAGAGCCAGACACACCACCGUCACAGGUAGAACGAACGCACGACUCGCGAGACGUACGUCCGGCUUGAGAACGCCGUUGCGGGUGAUGGCGUACAGGGUAGUACUGAUUCGAGAGCCAGGACCCAUGUGCAGCAGGAAUUGUCUGUACAGGAGUCGUGAGUAGAGCAGUCCUAUGACCCAGGAUUGGAGGAUGAAGAUGGUAGCGAUAUGGUGGUUGAUUGUGGCUGCAUCCCCCGGCGAGGAACCCUUUCGGUGCCAUGCCAUAUAUGUGACCAGUGGGAUGUGGAUGUACAAUUCCAGGAUGAGGGAAAGAACAAAGGGAAGGACUAAGGCCGUGAAUGAGAGAAGAUAGACCAAGCCGAGAACGUACUUGGCGGUCCCGAUGACCUGAGACCAAGACGAUUGAGGAAUCUUAGACUUGACAUAAUCUAAUGCCGGUCUAGCAUAAGCGAUAGCAUAACCCACAACUGCUAGAAUUUGAACGCCUGUCGUGAAGGCAUACAGAUCGUUCGGUGGAAGGGAAGAUUGGGUUACAAAAU